Octopus sinensis (East Asian common octopus) is the source of this 2503-nucleotide messenger RNA. Its product is annotated as dynein regulatory complex protein 1. The record is from RefSeq and is a predicted model, not a curated record. Lineage: Eukaryota; Metazoa; Mollusca; Cephalopoda; Octopoda; Octopodidae. Gene Ontology annotation, cellular component: axonemal dynein complex; axoneme. Gene Ontology annotation, biological process: cilium-dependent cell motility; regulation of cilium movement; axonemal dynein complex assembly. Bases 65 to 2452 code for a protein of 795 amino acids. The transcript has 20 exons.
GUUAUUUUUGUUUAUCAACGUGUACUGUUGCCAUGCCAACCGAGGAAGCAUAAACCGAGGGAAAAUGGAUUCCACACCAGGUGGAUCCGGCCUGUAUGGGAUGGACAAGCAUAGUAGCGAAAUGCCUCCUGUGAUUGAACCCGAUGUCAAUUCAGAUGACCCUGAAGAAAGAAUACUUGCCAGAAGAUUAAGAAUUGAACGAACAAUAGAACGGACCAAAAAAGGAGAUGAGGUUGAACCCCCUCCAACAGAUGUCAAAGAGGAAAUGAGUAAAGGUGUACAGCAGAUUGAAAUGAGUCGUCAACGAUUAAAGAAACUGGAAUGUGAUGGCUCACAGUUAGUGACUAACAUCCGCACAGCAGGAGAUUCCCGAGAGAGUCAACGAAGAAUACAGUAUGAGGAAUCUUCACGAUUAAGAAAAGAAAGAAUGGAACAUGAAGCUAAAACUUCAGCUGAAAGAUUUGAAGAGAUCAACAAAAAAUGGGAAAUCACCAUGCAAAAGGACGUCCCACAUUCGCUCUUUGAGGCUCUGGAAGAACAGAAGAAGGCAUGUGAUGUUUUAUUGGACGAAAAAAACAAACUGAUCAAUGACUUCCAGCUGGAGUUGAAAAAGGUGGAUGACAAUUAUGUAAAAGACCUGAAGAAACAGGCCGAUGACAUUGACCUGAUGGUGGAACGGAUGGAAGAGCAGAUCAAAGUACAGAGAAAGGCGUUCAGAGAUGAACUUGACGAGAUUGAGAGAGUCUACUUAAGAGAACGGGAGGAGAUUAUGAAACUGCACCGCCAGAGAUGGGACAAGAAGAUGAAAAAACGUCGAGGGAAAGAACUAGAAUAUCUGGAAAUUAGUCAGAAACGUAUUGGAGAAUAUGAAGAGUUAAUCCACCAAGUUCGGAUCCAAGAUGCUGAAGAAUACCAAAAAGUGAAACUGAAGCUUGAAACUGAAGUCCAGAAUCUUGAACAACUCCUUCAGCGGUUAAGGGCCACUUGUCAGUUGAACCAGGAAAAACUGGAAUACAACUUUCAAGUUCUGAAAAAGCGAGACGAAGAAAAUACUAUAAUUAAGUCAAAACAAAAACGAAAAAUUACCAGGCUUCAAGAUGUUCUGAAUAACAUAAAGAGCAAGUUGGCAAAGCAGGAGAAACACUUCAAAGAGGAAAACCAACAACUUACAGAUGAUUACAAGCGCCUUACAGAACAGUUCCAAGACUUGGAAAAACGAGCAAAACAUUUCAUGGCUAUCGAUCUGAAGAAAUUCCACGACUUAUGGUGUCUGAAUGAAGAUAUUUGUAAAGACCUGCUACUGAACGGAGUUCUCAGUGCCCAGCGCGUUAUCUUUACCCAGCAGUUGGGAUUAGAGUGGAAAAUGCCAAACGUAUCUUUUACCGAAAAUAAAGGACCAAUAAAAUAUGGUCAGAUAGAUGUCAGUUUUUCAGCAACCCAAAUUUUGAGCCAUGUUUUACUAUCAAAAGGAAAUGUUGAUGAAAAGCGGAAAAGCAUGAAAGAGAAACCAGUCUUGCAGUCAAUAUCUUCUGCUGUAGAAGUCGCAUCUACUGAUGAGAAUAAGAGAAUGUCAAAGGAAGAACGACUCGUCAAAAUUGAUGCUGCCAAAGCCAAAAUCUUCAAGCAAAUCUCACCCGUCACCGUCAAAUCUAUCUUGGAACUGAUCUGUGAUGAAUCUGAUUUUCUCAUUGAAUUAAAACUGAACACUUUGUUGGAAAAUCUCGAGAAAGACGAGAGAAUGCUGAUGAAACUCGACAGUGUGUUCUGUGUCUUGGGAGUGACAACUGAGAGUGAUAUUCUACAUCUUGCAACAUUCUUCAGGCUUUCUUCAGACGAUUUUGAAGGCAAAGAAGACGAACUUAAUGACAUGGAAUCAAAAGUCGUUGACGAUGCAAGUUCAAAAUGUGAAAAAUCAUUUCUGGAAGCUGAAAUGUCUACGCAAGCCUCAGAAGAGAGGCCCAGUGAGUUUGAUGAAUUCACAGAGAGUCAAAUUACCAUUACCACCAAACGACUAAACUAUAAUGAACCGCAACUUAUUCAUCCAAACGAUGUACUAAAGGCCCUGCGAUCUUUUGUUGAAAAACACCACAGUUUUGAGAAUAGGAGUAAGAGUAAAUUAACCUCAUUCCAGUUAUCCAAAGUUGAGCAGCGAAAGGAUUCUUGUGACAGCAUCUACUGGAAAAAGUAUUAUUACGCAUUGAGUAAAGAUCAAGAGAGACUGUGGGAUGCUUUAAUUCAUGGUCUUGAAAAAUACCAUCAGAUUCUCCAGGACAGAGCAAAUUUAAUUGACGAAAAUUCUACACUUUCACAACAAAACCAGGAACUCAACAUACUGUUGCAUCAGUAUAUCAAUGCUAAGGUGAAUGAUGAGUUACAAAUUCCUCCAACUAGAGUACUGCAGUUGAAUUUAAACAACUCAGACGUUGAACCAGAGCAGUUUGUCUUUCAUUAGUCAUUGACAAUUCUUAUUUUUAAAAGAAAUAAUAAUUUGUUGGGGCUGUAA